Messenger RNA from Dioscorea cayenensis subsp. rotundata (Guinea yam), 3250 nucleotides. Its product is annotated as AMP deaminase. Lineage: Eukaryota; Viridiplantae; Streptophyta; Magnoliopsida; Dioscoreales; Dioscoreaceae. Gene Ontology annotation, cellular component: cytosol. The record is from RefSeq and is a predicted model, not a curated record. Gene Ontology annotation, molecular function: AMP deaminase activity. Gene Ontology annotation, biological process: IMP salvage; AMP metabolic process.
UCUUUUAAUAGAAACAACACUCAAAGCUCGAGGGUUUCAGGGAAAGAGAAGGAGAGGGAGAGAGUGAGGAGGAGAGCUCGGCGAUCAUGGAUGCGUAUGCGCUGCAUCUGGCGAUGGCGGCGUUGGUUGGGGCUUCCUUCGUCGCUGUCUCAGCUUACUACAUGCACCGCAAAACCCUAACGCAGCUCUUGGACUUCGCUCGCGCUCUUGAGCGGAAACGGGAUCGGGAACGUGGCGCCGGCGAUGAGGAAGCUGAUUAUGGACAGCAGGUUGUGAAGAAAGGGGCGCAGCGGCGAGGGGGUCCGGUGUAUCGCCGGAAGGCGGCUUAUUAUAAGCGGGGAGGGGGGUCGGCUUCGCUGCCGGAGAUGGCGUUGGUUGGGGCGGAGGUGGAUGGGGAGGCGGAGGGAGAUGUGGAGGAGCUGGCGGGGCCGAUGAUGAAUGGGCAGUUUUUUGCUCCUGGUGCGGGUGCUGGAGAAGGGAUGUUGAUACCUCCGGGAUUGCCCCGUCUCCAUACUGUUCACGAAGGUAAUAAACAACCUACUCGUGCAACUCCAACUAAAAGAUCUGGACACUUCAUCAAACCGACUUCUCCCAAGUCUCCUGUUGCUAGUGCUAGUGCCUUUGAAAGUUUGGAGGGAUCAGAUGAAGAGGAUAGUCUUGCCAUUGAUGCAAAACUUGAUACUUCCUAUUUACAUGCUAAUGGAAAUUUUGGACCUGAUUCUAAUAGCUUAUUUCAAAAUAUGCCUACUGACAUCACUGCAAAUGCUGAGGCUAAGCCAUUAUCUUCUAGCAUUAUUCGAUCUCAUAGUGUAUCUGGAGAUCUGCACGGUGUUCAACCUGAUCCAGUGGCAGCAGAUAUUCUUCGCAAGGAGCCUGAACAAGAAAGGUUUGCAAGACUUAAAAUAUCACCAACUGAGACACCAUCUGUGGAUGAAGCUGAGGUUUACAAAAUUCUCCAGAACUGCCUUGAGUUGCGCAAGAGUUACAUCUUCAGAGAAAAGGUUGAGCCUUGGGAGAAGGAAGUAAUCACUGACCCCAGUACACCGAAGCCAAAUGCAGAGCCAUUUGCCUAUGUUGAGGAGCAGAAAACUGAUCAUAUAUUUGAAAUGGUAGAUGGAGUUGUGCAUGUUUAUCCAAACAAAGAUUCAAAGGAAAGACUCUUCCCUGUCGCUGAUGCUACAACUUUCUUCACGGAUUUGCAUCACAUCCUUCGUGUAACUGCUGCAGGGAAUAUCCGAACUUUAUGUCAUCAAAGGCUGGUUCUUCUGGAACAAAAAUUCAAUCUUCAUUUGAUGCUUAAUGCGGACAAGGAAUUUCUUGCACAGAAAAGUGCACCACAUCGUGAUUUUUAUAAUGUUCGGAAGGUUGAUACUCAUGUUCAUCAUUCAGCAUGCAUGAACCAGAAACAUCUAUUAAGGUUUAUAAAGUCAAAGUUGAGGAAAGAACCUGAUGAGGUUGUGAUAUUUCGAGAUGGAACUUAUUUGACAUUGAAAGAGGUCUUUGAGAGCUUGGAUUUGUCUGGGUAUGAUCUUAAUGUUGAUUUAUUAGAUGUCCAUGCAGACAAGAGCACUUUUCAUCGGUUUGACAAGUUCAAUUUGAAGUAUAAUCCUUGUGGCCAGAGUAGGCUUAGGGAGAUUUUCCUUAAGCAAGAUAAUCUCAUCCAAGGGCGUUUCCUUGGGGAGCUAACAAAGCAAGUUUUUUCAGAUCUCGCUGCAAGUAAAUACCAGAUGGCUGAAUAUCGAAUAUCAAUAUAUGGAAGGAAACAAAGUGAGUGGGACCAGCUUGCUAGUUGGAUUGUGAACAAUGAUUUGUACAGUGAAAAUGUUGUUUGGUUGAUUCAGAUACCGCGAUUAUAUAAUGUGUACAAGGAAAUGGGGAUUGUUACGUCAUUUCAAAAUAUUCUUGAUAAUAUAUUUCUUCCUCUCUUUGAGGUCACUGUUAACCCAGAUUCACAUCCUCAGCUACAUGUUUUCCUAAAACAGGUUGUUGGAUUGGACUUGGUGGAUGAUGAAAGCAAACCUGAGAGACGACCAACAAAACAUAUGCCUACACCAGCUCAAUGGACAAAUGUUUUCAAUCCUGCCUUCUCAUACUAUGUGUACUAUUGUUAUGCAAACCUGUAUACUCUGAACAAGCUUCGUGAAUCCAAGGGUAUGACAACUAUCAAAUUUCGACCACAUUCGGGAGAGGCUGGUGACAUUGACCAUCUUGCUGCAACUUUUCUUGUUGCGCACAAUAUUGCUCAUGGAAUCAACCUGAGGAAGUCUCCAGUCCUUCAAUACUUGUAUUACCUGGCUCAGAUUGGUUUGGCUAUGUCCCCCUUAAGCAACAACUCCUUAUUCUUAGAUUAUCAUCGGAACCCUUUUCCGAUGUUCUUUCUGCGAGGUCUGAAUGUAUCUCUAUCAACUGAUGAUCCUUUACAAAUUCACUUAACAAAAGAACCACUGGUGGAGGAAUACAGUAUUGCUGCCUCGGUUUGGAAGCUAAGUUCAUGUGAUUUAUGUGAAAUUGCUAGGAACUCAGUCUAUCAAUCUGGUUUCUCGCAUGCUCUCAAGUCACAUUGGAUUGGAAAGAUGUACUACAAGAGAGGUCCUGAUGGAAACGAUAUACACAGGACAAACGUGCCUCACAUCCGUGUUGAGUUCCGGUACACGAUAUGGAGAGAGGAAAUGCAGAUAGUGUACCUGGGCAAGGCUAAUAUAUGUGAGGAAAUUGACAACUAAGAGAUAACCCAGUGCUAUUUUCUUGGUGCAUUAUACUACUUUUGAGUUCAAGGUGUAUUUAGUCAUCUUCAUAGAAAGAAGAAGCUAUUUGAGCCUUGAUGAUCCAAUCUGCAUUCCAGAUUUUUUCCGGGACAUCUGGGACCGCAGGCCUUGCAAUAUUAUGGAUUCGCAAGGAACAAUACUCCGAAUCUAUAAAACCUUACCAGAGAGCAAGUCGGUAUUAAUCUCUGGUCAAAGGGAGAUCACACCCAAGUAUGGAUGUUAUUACUUACCUAGUUCCAAGGUAUAGUGUGAAUGUUAAAGAGUUUUGCAUGAUUCUUGGUCAAAAGUUAUUUCUGAGAUCUUGCAAUCAGAAUAAAAGUUGAAUUAUAUGACACUUGGGGCUCAUAUUAUCUUAUGACUAAAAACUGAUGUUAUUUUCUUCAGUGAUGUUUCUGGUAAUAAUCUCUCUGAUGCCCCAUUGUGUACUUCUCCAUGUUAAAUGAACUGAAAGAAACUGAGCUUAUUAUUGAAUUACCUUUUUGGUG